Molecule: messenger RNA, 2424 nt
Organism: Daphnia carinata
Lineage: Eukaryota; Metazoa; Arthropoda; Branchiopoda; Diplostraca; Daphniidae
Product: protein abrupt-like
Exons: 4
Coding region: 223-1773 (516 amino acids)
Biological process (GO): regulation of transcription by RNA polymerase II
Cellular component (GO): nucleus
Molecular function (GO): protein binding
Source: RefSeq, a predicted model, not a curated record
GUCAUAAGGCCAUAAGGUCAGUAGUACCCAAUGCUCGAACGAAUACUCAGUUCUCGCAUUUAGCGUUAGAGAGAGAGCCUCGAGAGACGUCGUUCUUCCCUCUCAGCGUCUGGGCAAUUUAACUAAUGUUUGUACCUCAACCGUAGUUCUUAAUCCUCUGGCUCGUAACAUGUUCUAAAUAGGCAAUUUCUAUGUGAUCCAGAUCAUCUGCCAUCUUCAGAAAUGGGCGAAUCAGAUAGCGCCCAACAGUAUUGUCUUCGGUGGAAUAACCAUUCUGACAGCAUCAUCUCAGAAUUUGAAGUUUUACUUGGGCAAGAAGAUUUUGUGGAUGUGACUCUCUCUUGUGACAGAAAGAGUAUCAAGGCACAUAAAGUUGUUUUAUCAGCUUGUUCAACAUAUUUUCGAAGACUUUUGAAAGAUAAUCCUUGCCAGCAUCCCAUCAUUAUCUUACGAGAUGUUGCUUACACCGAGCUUUCAGCCAUUCUUUUCUUCAUGUACCAUGGUCAAGUGAUGGUUGAACAAGAUCGAAUACCACAACUUCUUCAGACAGCCCAGUUAUUGGAAGUUCGAGGAUUGUGUGAAGUUAGAGAAAGCCAAUCGGCUUCCAAUAAGGAAGAUAAAGAAGGAGAAACACCACCACCUAAAGGAAAUCAAUCAUUCCUUGCUGGUCUCCUCAACACCAGUGUGUCUGCAACAAAGAGAUCUGCUUCUGUUUCUGACACAAAUUCCUGUAGCAAUUCCAGUCCAACCCCGCCACCAGUUGCCAAACGACAGAGAAGUUCUGGAGGAUCUUCACGCCCAGUGCCCAUGUUACAAUCCAUUUUAUCUCAGCAACUUGCAGUGCCCACAACCCCAACAUUUGAUUUGACAAAAUCAAUGGGAAGCUCCACCAGAGCACUUACUGCACUGGCUUCAAAAGUGCAAGCCAAUACAUCAUCAUCUCCACAUGCGGCAUCAACAACGAAUUCCACCACGGGCAACAUCCUUCCGACAUCGUUAGAAAAUUUACUUAAUUUAAGCUCAGCAGUUAUGGCAGCUGCCUCGUCGGGAUGUCACAACAACGGAGCUGACAUCUCUGCUACUAGUUCGUCAGAUGAGGACAUGAACGACAAAGAUGAUAAAGUUGAAUCCUCAUUUGGUGACAUGGAAAACAGCAGUCAUGGUGGACCAGAUAUGGAGCCUGACCCGCAGGUAGUCGAAAUCAAAGAAGAGCCUCUGGUGGAUUUUGAGGACGAGUUUGGAGAGGAAAAUAGUCCCCGCGGGGCUGGAGGGGGAGGCCCUAGUGGCGACGAAGAAAGCGAAAGCGAAACAGAAUUAGGAGCGAUAAGUGAGAACAGUCGAGGAGAAGCAUUCUCACUUCCGCUAUUGGCCCAGCAUUUGGCUGCACCUAACCUAUUAAGUGCAUCGGCCAAACUUCGCGCUGCCGCCUCUCAAGCUCGUCACCUCUCAACCAGCAGUAACGACAGCAUGUCCCAGCUCGUUAUGGGUCCUUCUACUUCACCUGAUGCAGGAGGACCAGCUGCCAUGUCAACAAGGUCUGAUACUGCCAGUCCCAGUUUUGAUCCCCUUGCGGGAGACCCCCCUCGGAAAUUGGCCUUCCAUGAACCACGCCCAUGUCCAAUUUGUCGCCGAAUGUACCGCGAUGCCGCUACCUUACGCACCCACACCGCCAUUAUGCACGCCGAAGGAAGGGAUCCAUUCGCUUGUCUGUGCGGAGAAUUAUUCCGCACUAAAUACGAAAUGUACAAUCACAAGAAGAAUGGUCACAGAUGAAAGCGUUUUCUCUAUUUGUUGUUUCGUAUGCCUCCAGUGAUAGUUAUUUUUCAUUAUUCGUUCCAGUUUUAUUUUUUUUUAUUUUUCCUCAUUCGUGCAUCCAGUGAAAUAUUUUUAUAUUUGUUCAGGAUCUAACGUAUUUAGCCUGUAAAACGUGGGUUUAUUAAUUUAUGACUAUUUUCGCUUUUUACGCUUUGAUCGCCUCUCCCCUGCAAGACUGGGGCAAUUGGCAUUAUGUGCAAGCUUUUUAUUGUUUUUUUGUUUUGGUAUUUUUUAUAUCUACCAGUAUGUUUCCUAUGCAUUGAUAUGAAUUUUCCAGUGUCAAAUAGUUCCUUUAACUUUCCGUACUAUAUUGAAAGCAUUCAAAAUUAUAGUUACUUAUUAAACCCAGCUAUUGCUGCUGCCAACGCGUGCAUAGUGCCGAGGUUUUUGAAAAGGUGAACGACAUGUCCAGUGAUCCCGUAUGUAGUGCUCCGCCAUUCCAGAGUACCCAUCGUGGGUACCGGACUAAACGAGCCCGUAGAAAUAAGUGUAUCACCAUUUCAAUUCCCGCUAAAACACAGCAAAGUGUAUUCGCGUAUCUGUCUACUGUUCUCCAUGCCCCCUAUGUACAACUUUGGCUGUAAAAUAAAACCAUUUUGUUUGUUUAAA